Molecule: messenger RNA, 519 nt
Organism: Sodiomyces alkalinus F11
Lineage: Eukaryota; Fungi; Ascomycota; Sordariomycetes; Glomerellales; Plectosphaerellaceae
Exons: 5
Coding region: 1-519 (172 amino acids)
Source: RefSeq, a predicted model, not a curated record
AUGGGUGGGCCGGCUGAUGGGUACAACGUAAUGGGACCGGUGGAAGGCGUGUGGUUGUGGAGCACUUAUCUUUCCAAGUGGAAGAACAUCGAGUUCUGUCUGCCUGACCUCCCAACAUCUCGACAACCACUCAUCGACCGCCAGCCAGUCUUCCAGGUUCCCAAGUUCUACGUGUGUCGUGAUCAGACACCGCCCUCGACUUCAUCACUUACACCGUACCGUACCCACUGCAAGCACGGCACAGGCAACGCAGCUAGCUGUUUCAGCCGAUCCACGUGUCUGUCUGCCGGCUUCCACCCGACAUCUACGGGUCCUUGGCAAUGCGAAGUCUUAAGUAUCCCGGCUCUGAGGGAUCGAUGCCUGAUGCAGGAGACGAAUCCCAUCAUCUGUGUCGCCAACGAUGUGGUGUGGACACACAGCUCCCGAAUGACCCCAGCCCGCGGGGCCAACCAAUAUGUAAAUGCGGAUACGGAUACGCAGACGCAGGCUCAGAAUACCUACCACCCUCGUCAGCUGUAG